GAUGUCCCAGAUGAUGAGCUGUUGGAAAGUAUCUUCUCUGAGGCAUCAAAGGACUGUGGACCCUGCAGUCCCCCACCAUGGGCGCUCUCUGGACAGGUCAGCCUCCCAAGACGCGCCCCAGGUCCCUCAAACCGAGCUCUAACUGUUUACCUGCUCACUCAGCUUAUGUUUGAGGGCAAAACCAAGGAUGUCAUCUUGCUCAUGGGUUCAACACUGGAGGAAAUGUGCCAGCUCAUGGCCAGCUACCAGAACAUCAUCCCCGUAAGGUCAUCAGGAGGUCAUCUGUCUCUGCUCGACCUAUCUGCACCUUUUCUGUUCAGAGGCAGGAAGAGAUACUACGGCUGUAAGCGGUGUUCCAAGGCUGCAGUGAGGGAGCAGGGUUGGGAAGGAGUUGAGAUGAUAGAUGAGAAAAUUAUCGCUGAAGAUGUGAUAAAUAAAUGCUAA
This is a messenger RNA of Neolamprologus brichardi, 444 nucleotides long. Lineage: Eukaryota; Metazoa; Chordata; Actinopteri; Cichliformes; Cichlidae. The record is from RefSeq and is a predicted model, not a curated record.